UGGUACUGAUGCACAAGUACUGCGAGUACCUGUGAAGACAAAGUACACGUUUUUUCACCCCCAGAUAAACUUUGUGGAUUUUUUAAAAUGUUGAAGAUAAAAGGAACAUUGUCUUCUUCCCUGCUGCUUUUUAUCGUCCUGCUGGGGACCACCGUCUCAGGCCUCUAUCCCACAGCACAGAACGUCACCUGGAAAUCCACAAACUUUAAAAGCAUUCUGACCUGGCAGCCGUUCCCAAGCGAUUACUCCUACACCGUGGAGUUCUUCGUGCUUGGCGGGAACAAACAGAGGAACUCUAACUGCAUACGGACUUCAGCGACUACUUGUGACCUGACCAGCUCUCUAACUGACGUCAACGCUUGCUAUGUGGCAGACAUCCUGUCUGAACCCCCUCUGGGAGCGACCUCUGACCUCAUCGAGUUCCCCUACACUAGAUCGCCAAAAUUCUGCCCCUACAAGGAAACGGAUAUCGGCAGACCCGAGUUCAAGCUGGAGGUGAGCGGCGACAAAAGGAAGACGACACUUUUCGUGACGGACCCUCUGACGGCCUUGUUCAAAGACGACCAGCAGAUGAACGUCAGGGACGUUUUCUCGGAGCAGCUCCAGUACAAAGUCACGUACCGCAGGAAUAAGAGCACCGGCAAGAAAGUCUACAUCUCCAAGACCAACGUGAUGGAAAUACCCAACCUGGACCGAGGGGAGAGUUACUGUUUUACGGUUCAAGCCUUCAUUCCCAGCCGAAGCAUCGAUAAACAGCUGGGAAAACCGAGCCGUACCCAGUGUUCCAACGACGACAAUGAAAGCUUCUUUGAUGUGUAUUCAGUCGGUGUGAUUGCAGGCGCCGUGCUGCUUAUUUUGCUGCUCAUCAUCGCCAUCGUCGUGUUAACCAUCGUGUGCUACAGGCGCAGGAAGAAAAGUAAGGAAAGCGAGAAAGAAGGCGUUCCACUGCGGAGUGUGUAACUUUGACCAUGUCUCUUUAGUCGCUUUUGGAAUAUGCGGUACAGCGAGAACAGAUUUCCUUUCCUGACACAGGAAACAAAAGUCCAGUUUCUGUGAAACUGUUUUGGUUAAUGGGAUUUUACACAGUGUGGAAAAUAAUUCUGCACAACAUUCAUACUGCUCAAACACUCAAUGAGAACUUUUCCAUGUACACAAUAUUCAUGUUUCCUUUAAAUUUUGCCUCCACAAGUACUCCCAUUUACUGUACAUCACUCUGCACCGGCUGUAGGAGUCGUGGUGCCAGCUAGCGACCAAUACUACCGUUUUAUUGAUAUAUAUGAUAUAUUGAUAUAGCGGGGGACGACUGUACAUGACAUUGGACUCGCGAGGACGAGCUGAGACGAGAUUUAAACAUUUGGAAAUGUUUUAAAAGUUUGCAUGUGUGAUAAUUAUGAUGUCCUUCUCGUGUUAGAACGUCUUUCCUCUGUUCAAUCAUGCUCUUCAAAGGCACAAUGACACAAUACUGUGGGACAUGUGUGAUCACACGACACUGUGGGACGUGUGUGAUCACACGACACUGUGGGACGUGUGUGAUCACACGACACUGUGGGACGUGUGUGAUCACACGACACUGUGGGACGUGUGUGAUCACACGACACUGUGGGACGCGUCUGCUCACACGACACUGUGGGACGCGUCUGAUCACACGACACUGUGGGACGCGUCUGAUCACACGACACUGUGGGACGCGUCUGAUCACACGACACUGUGGGACGCGUCUGAUCACACGACACUGUGGGACGCGUCUGAUCACACGACACUGUGGGACGCGUCUGAUCACACGACACUGUGGGACGCGUCUGAUCACACGACACUGUGGGACGCGUGUGAUCACACGACACUGUGGGACGCGUGUGAUCACACGACACUGUGGGACGUGUGUGAUCACACGACACUGUGGGACGUGUGUGAUCACACGACACUGUGGGACGUGUCUGCUCACACGACACUGUGGGACGCGUCUGAUCACACGACACUGUGGGACGCGUCUGAUCACACGACACUGUGGGACGCGUCUGAUCACACGACACUGUGGGACGCGUCUGAUCACACGACACUGUGGGACGCGUCUGAUCACACGACACUGUGGGACGCGUCUGAUCACACGACACUGUGGGACGCGUCUGAUCACACGACACUGUGGGACGCGUCUGAUCACACGACACUGUGGGACGCGUCUGCUACUGCUCACACUGUGGGACAAAAAAUAUUAAUUCACAUUCGAAUCACGAUUCUUAUUCAUCCCGAUUCUAAAUUGAUUAUAUUUUUAAAUGUGUUUAAAAAAAUAUAAAAAAUAUAUACAUAUAUAUAAUUAUAUAUAUAUAUGUAUACAUAUGUAUGUGUAUAUAUAUAUAUAUACACACAUAUACAUAUAUAUACAUUUUUAGUAGGGGUGUCAAAAAAAGAUUUUCGAAUGAAUCAUUAUCUUUAAUCUAUUAAACAAAAAUUAAAUUUUUUUUUUUUUUUUUAAAUAAAUAUUUUUUAAACAUUUUUUUCUCUUAAAUCUUUCCUGUCCAGCUACUCGGGCAAAUCAUAAAGUUGAUGAAGAUGAUCAUAUCUGCUGUACAAAUUUACUACAAAAAAUAUUCUCUUGAUGCCUUAUUUGUAUUUGACUUUAUUAAAUGUUUAGGUAGAAUUUUACUAAACCAGUUUUCUUUUAGGUAAUAUAGAAAUUUGUCACAGCAGUUUAUCUAUUUAAUAAGAAUAUAGUUAAUCAUAGACUGGCACCCAAUGUUAAUAAAAAGUAUUGAUUUUGAAUCGAGAAUAGAUUCUGAAUUGAUUUGUUAUCCACAAGAAUCGAAUCGUGCGAUGCCUAAAGAUUCACAGCCCUAAUUUUUAGAGCUUUUAUAACCUGUUUUGAAAAAGUUUCAUUACAAUAAUUAUACCAAAUAAUACACUGCGAGAAUCAGUUUGAAUCGAGAAUUGAUUCUGAAUCGAAUAGUCACCGCAGGAGUUUUCAUCGGAUUAAGUAGUUGCCUUACUUAAGUGUCUUACUCUGGAUAAAUAAAGGUUAAAUAAAUCUGUCAAUACAUGUAGACCAGGAAGUACAUGCUUACAUACUACAUUACCCAGAAGGCUUAGAGAUGUAGGCAGGAACAAGAAGUAGGUCCGUCCUCCCACUAAAUAGUUGAUAUUGUGUUAUAUGUUGUUGUUACUGCUUCAUCAACGUAGGAAAAAUAAUGUUUUGAUUAGACAGUUGGAGCGUGCGUUUCGGACCAAUUUGAUUGCCGAAAAUGACACCGAUUGACCAAAAAUGUGUUUUAUAGUCGCGGGCAUCGGACUAAAGUUGCAAACCCGAGCAUAAUUAACAGGUAUUGAUUGACAUGCGAUUAUUGCGCAAAUUGCAAAACCUAGAGGGACUGAAAUAUGUGGCAGCCGUCCAUUUUCAUAAUUUCUGGGCUAUAAGAGCUGUUGCUAUGGUAAUGAGCAAGCACAUCCAAAGUGCUGCUCUGUCACGUCUUGUAGCAGGUCUCGAGUCAACGAAUGACGCAAGGUUUACUUGUGCGAAUGUGAGCUUCCGAUCCCGCCCACUUUCACAUUACGUGCAUCAGCAGUCACAAAGGUCUUUGAAGUCAGUGACAGCUGCUUGGAAAUCCUCAGAUAUGCUUGCUGCGGAGACUGGAAAAGGGGGCGGGGCUUCCUACCCUUAUUUCACAUUUCACUUUGGCCAGCUCUCGUCAUACCCCAAAUAUUUACAAUACAUUAUUUCUUUGGCAUGGGAGCCGUGAUCAUCUGCGACAAUAACUAUAAAAAUAAUAGAGCUACAGCCCUAAUUGCUAUCUUCAAUGCUAACAUGAAAAAAUAUGCUAAUUCAUGUUGUGUUAUUUUUAAAUCUGCAAACUCCAUUGAAUAGUGUGGCCAUGCCACUGUAAUGUGUGAAUUAAACAAUCUAAUAUUUAAUUAGGUUUUCACUAUAUUUCAGGUAGUACAGGAAUACUGUGUGCAUGGAAGUGAAUAUAUUAGUACUAUUAUCUGCGUGUAUUUAUUUGAAUUUUUGUCUUUUCUAACUUCAAUCUGCAGCUGUGUGUGUUAUUGUUGUUGACAAUGAAUCACUAUUUAAUAUUCAACUUACUACUGAGAUGUCAGAUUUUAAAUCGUUUUGUGGACCAAAGGGUACGAAAAUAUUGGAUGUUGAAAGAAAAUAUGAAUUGUACAGUAGACAGAACACCAAGCUAAAAUGUGUAUAUUUGAAUGGUUGGGGUACACCAAGUACCACAGCAGGUACUACUUGGAAUCUUUUUCUUUUACAGAUGAUUAUUUUUGCAUAUCUUUGACACUGUCCGUACUGUAAUAAUUUUUGUGCUCUGUGUUUAUGUGGAACUUGACACUGGAAACUCUAAUAAAUACCUUUAAUAUUU
Molecule: messenger RNA, 4358 nt
Organism: Nerophis ophidion (straightnose pipefish)
Lineage: Eukaryota; Metazoa; Chordata; Actinopteri; Syngnathiformes; Syngnathidae
Gene: f3a
Product: coagulation factor IIIa
Exons: 6
Coding region: 88-960 (290 amino acids)
Biological process (GO): blood coagulation
Cellular component (GO): membrane
Molecular function (GO): protein binding
Source: RefSeq, a predicted model, not a curated record